AUGGAUGGUGCUCAGGGCCAGCCAGGCCAGCAGCAGCAGGCGCCGCCGCAGCAGCCCAUGGCGCAACCACAGCAGCAUUCCAACCUGAUUCGAACCGAUCAAGUCCAAAAGCUCCCCCACCUGAAUGACCAGCAAAAGGCCCAGCACACGCAGCUGGUGCGCAACCUAUGGGAGGCCCUCAACACCCGCGAUCCACAGAGCCAUGAAUACCAGACAGCGCAUGUCAAGCUAUCGCAGCUAUCACAAAACCUGAUGAAGGGCAUGCGGAUGUUCCAGCAGAACCGUCAGCAGGCGCUCCAGCAGCAUCAAGCUGCCGCCGCCGCGGCGCAACAGCAACAACAGCAACAAGGCCAGCCCCAGCAGGGUCAGCCGGUUCAGCGUACCCAGUCCAACAACCCUCAAAACCUCACCCAGCUACUCCCCCAGAUCCAAGCAAAAGUCAGCGCGCUGAACUUUUACCUCCCUCCGAACGUGACCCAAGAGCAGGUCCAAAACUGGAUCCCCGAGGCUCGUCUUCGAUAUGGUAUCGCGCUUCAGAAGCAGGAGGUCGGUCGGGCUCGAAUCACAGACCUGCGCCAGCAGUUUGCGCAGCGACAGGGUCAAGGCAACAUGACACAGGAAGAGAUGCAGGAGUUUAAGAACCGCCAGCUAGCGGCCGAGAAGCUUUUCCGGGAAGGUAGUGACUUCCUGACUAAAUUCAAGGAACAGCAGGAAAGCUUCAAGGCACAAUCUCAACCUGGUCAGCCAAUGAGUCAACAAGGACAGAUGACAGGCGCACCUCAACCACAGCAGCCUACAGCUCCUGUAGGAGCAGCACCAAAUGUGCCUGCGCCGCAAGCCGCACCUCCAAACCAGGCCGGUGUCGCAACAAACGCGAUGCCUGGCCAGGCUCCAACCCCAGCUCCCCACACCAUCAACUCGGCUGUAAAUGCGGCUCGUAACCAGGCAGGGCAAGUAAUGUCGCCCUCGACCUCACAACCAGGGCAGGUACCCUCCGCAUCCCCGGCAGGUGCGACACCCGCACCUUCCAAUGCGCAACCUCCAAUCCAGCGACCACAACCACCAUCGCAACAGGGCACACCAGGAGCGCAAGUGAGCUUUAGCCAAACUCCCAACCCGGACGGAUCCACGCCCACCCCAACUGGACCACCACAGCCGAUGAACCAAGGCCCUCCUCGGCCUCUCUCACAACAGGCGGCGAUGCAGCAAGCUGCCAACUACAACACCAGCAAUCAAGGUCAGCAGCAAAACCAACAAGUCAACCAGGCCGCAAACAACCAGCAAACUCACCCUACCGGCUACCUGGCCAAUCGUUCAACAGACACUCCCAACCGCAGCAUCAACAUGGUCAUCCCCAAGAAUCUGAACGUCUCGACCCCGGAACCGGUCCCCAUGCCUGGCUCACGCCCCACCUUCUCUGGUGGCCCUAGUCACAACCAGAUGGGUGUUAUGGGCCAGCCAGCCAUCCAGAAGCAUCCCGGUUACGUCCUCGAGGGAGAAGGUCAGCAUGUUCUCAGCAAGAAGAUGCUUGACAUCCUUGUCCGCCAGGUCACCGGCGGUGGUGAGGGCGAGAACCUGACUCCCGAUGCAGAGGAGUUCAUGCUCCAGAUGGCCGAUGACUUCGUCGACGACGUGAUCACCCAGGCCUGCCGCUUGGCCAAGCUGCGUCCCUCCUCGACCCUCGAGAUUCGCGACAUCCAGCUCGUCCUGGAGCGCAACUUCAAUAUGCGUAUCUCGGGUUUCGCUACUGACGACCUCCGCACCGUCAAGAAGCCUCAGCCUACCCAGGGCUGGCUGCAGAAGAUGUCUGCCAUCCAGGCGGCCAAGGUCACCCAGGGCCGGACUGAGUGA
Molecule: messenger RNA, 1851 nt
Organism: Penicillium subrubescens
Lineage: Eukaryota; Fungi; Ascomycota; Eurotiomycetes; Eurotiales; Aspergillaceae
Product: putative transcription initiation factor TFIID subunit 12
Exons: 2
Coding region: 1-1851 (616 amino acids)
Biological process (GO): RNA polymerase II preinitiation complex assembly; DNA-templated transcription initiation
Cellular component (GO): SLIK (SAGA-like) complex; SAGA complex; transcription factor TFIID complex
Molecular function (GO): DNA binding; protein heterodimerization activity; TBP-class protein binding
Source: RefSeq, a predicted model, not a curated record